AUGGACAAUAAUUUCAACCCGAACAUAAAUCCUAAUGAUGGGAAUGAAGAGGAUGAAAAUUAGGAGUAAUAUUUCAAUCCAAAUGACCCAAAUGAUAAUCUAUAACCUGAAGAUGAUGAAUUUCAAGAUGAUGAAUAUGAUGAUCAGUUUAAUGACUAGGAUGAUGAUGACGAUGACGAUGAGGAAAUUGAUUUAGUUAAACUUUACCAAUAGUAGAAUCCUAAUGGCCUUAAUUAAGGUUAAACUUCAAGCUCAAUCAAGAUUUCUAUACCAGGAUUGAGUAUGGGUGCAAAUACUAAUAAUUUACCACCUCCUCAAUAAUAGCAAAAUUAUUAACCAGAAAAAAUUAUAUUGUAGACUAAUUUACCAGUAAUCUAGGAGGAAUAUACAAAUGAGAGAAUUUAAGAUAGUUCUGAAAUGCAAAUUGAUGAAUGGGCAAAUAUUCAGAGCUAAUAAAACCAAAAUUUCUACAGCUAGUAAUUCUAAGAUUUGGAUCAAGGCUUACCUCCUUCAUUUUAAUAACAUGAAUUUAUCAAUCCAACACCUUCAAACUCAUCUUCAAAUAUUAUUUUGAAUUAGUCAGCUCUCUAGAUUGAUGAAAUUAUCCCUAUAUAGAUUCCAAUACAGUUACCAGAGAUUUAGCAAGAAAAGAAGAAAAAGAGAAAAAAGAAAGGCAAAGGUUCAUUGAUGGAUUUUUAUGAUUUAGAUAAAUGCAAACUCACUUUAGAGUUAGAUCAUGUUAAUAAAAGGCUUAGGGGUUAACAAGAAUUUACACUCAUCCUUAAAGAUAAAGAAUAGAUAAUUGAAAAGAUUGAAAAAUUAACUACUGCAAAACCAUUCAAGAAGUACAUUCUUGACCUAAAAAUUCAUGCAAAAUAAUUGGAUAUCGGUGGAGUUUACCUAAUUGAUCCAGAAAAGUAAUAAUUAGAAGAUUAACAACUUAAAUUUGACUAUCCAAGUACCUUUGAUUAAUCUCAAUUUACCAGGAAGGUCUUUGAGACAAUUAGCAAAGAUCUUCAUUCUUUUGAGACAAAGCAAUAAUAAAUCUAUGAAAAUGAGCAAAAAGAGCCAUUAUUUAUAGUAAAAGCAAUUUAGAUUCUGAAAUUAAAUAAAGAAAAUACUGCUGAUUAACUAAAACCAAAGCUUAAAAUUGCAAUUCUAUAUUUCUUAGAAAAAAUUACUAACUUUGGAAUCUGCUAAAAUACAUUUCCAAGCCAUAUUGAGAAUAGUGGAUAAGAUAAUGAUGACAAGGAGAGUGUUUACUUUUUUAACAGUGAUUAAUGCGACUAAAAUGAAUUAUGGAUGCCUAUUAUUUAAGGUACUAAAAGAUCACCUAUAAGAUGGAAUCUUAGAUUUUUGGCACCUAAAAAUUUCUUCACAGUUGCUUCAGGAAAACUAAUAACAAAGGAAGUAGAACCUGAAGGUCUUUAAAGAACCUUAUUUGUUUAUGAAUUAGAUGACAAUGAGAGAUGUAUUCCAGAUAGAAUAGGCUUUACAAUGGGUCAAUUCUCAAAUAUCUUGCAACUUAAUGAUUUAAAAGAAGUAUGCUAGGGUGGAGCAAUCGUCAUGUUUACAAAUCCUAAAAAGUAUGAAGCCUUUAUAGCAAAUAAAUUCUAUGAGAAAAACAUCACAAACAUUGUCAAUUAUUUACAAAGACUAAUUUAAUAACCAUACCCCUAUUCAUCUCUCAAGUUAAUAUUUGUUCCUAAUCUUAUCAUGAGAGAAUCUAGAAAAUAAAGCUAUGACUAUGCUGGGGGUUUGCAUAUAUUGGAUGAGGAACUUAUUUUCAAUAGAAAUCAACUUGAAAAUAGGUAUAAAACUUUCAAGUAUCUUGCAUCAACAAUUGCUUUCGAUUUCUUUGGGGGUAAAGUUUAUGAAAAUACUCCGGAAGAUUGGUGGCUACUAUAAGGUUUAAGAGAAAGUCUUGGUAAUCACUUCAAAAUCUCAAAAUGCGGAAUUCUUCUCUAUAGAUAUCAUAUAAUGAAAACUAUUGAAGAUAUGUAUAAAAAGAUGAAACUAGGAUAUGAAAGGUAUCCACUUUCAAGCUAAUACUAUCCUCAUCCUUCAGAAUAGAGUUUCAAUGAUUUAGUUUACCAAAAAUGUGAGCUUAUUAUGCAUAUGAUAGAAUCUAUGAUUGAUAAAAGCUAUUAUGAAAAAAUUAUUAGGUAGCUCUAUAAUUCAGCUUAACCAACUAUAUCUCAGGGUUAAUUUCAUAGUAUAUUCAAGUAGGUUUGUGGAUUUAAGCUAAAGUAAUUUUUCUCAAAUUGGAUUAUUUCCACAUCCUGCCCUAAGCUUACAGCAUCUUUCAAUUAUAACAAGAAGAAUAACUCAUUGGACUUGACCAUUUAGUAAAAAUCAGCAAUGAAAAGUUACUUUAGUUAUAAAAGGUUUACUAAGAAUCUUAUAGAAAUGGGAUAAGUCUUUUAAACUCCAUUCACUUAUAAUGGAGUAAAAUCUUAACUAGCAACAGCGAAUCAAAAUGUUGAUUCCUUUUUUGUAGAGCUCAAAAGAGGAUGCAUGAGAUAUUUCACAGGAGAAGUGAAUGUCAUGAUAUAUCUCACUGAUGGAGCUGAAAUUCAAACUCAAUAAUAGAAAAUGAGUUUAAAAUAUGGAAAAAGUGUAGUAUCUGUAAACAUACCACUCCAAUAUAAGGUAAAGAAAACUAUUCAAAAUAAGAAGAAAGAAUAUGAAACGAUGCUGAUGUAUGAUUAAGAAAUGUAGCAAGAUGAUGAAAGCAGACAUGAUGAUGGUAUGAUGAAUAAUGGAUAAAAUGAUCACCACCUAAUCGACAACAAUUAAUGGAAGUUUGGAUUAAAUGACUUUGAGCUAGAAGAUUACCCUUAUGGCACUAAGAACUUAUUCGAUGUGAAAAAUCUUGAAUCCCCAGUGCUCUGGAUUAGAGUAGACCCAGAUAUGGAAUAUAUCAGAAAGGUAAAAGUCGUUUAGGAGCAAAAUAACUGGCUAUUUUAACUACUUCAAGAAAAAGAUAUAAUUGGGUAGAUCGAGGCUCUCAAAUAACUUUACAAAUUUAAUUCAGAGCUAGUAUAUGAAAUCCUCAAAUCUGUUGGGACAAAUGAAAACUAUUUUUUCAAGGUGAGAAAAGUAGCCAUCACAUAUUUGCAAAGAAUGCAAACUACCCUCUUUAACAAGUAUCUCUCUCAUGAAAAGUUCUUAAUUAAGAUUUACAAUCAAAGAAAUUUUGACAAAAAGAUUGGUUUUUACAAAUCUAAUGAUUUUACUAAGGUCCUAGAAUAUUACAUAGACAAGUCUAUUCUUAAAGUUAUUUCCAAAUGCAAAGAAUUGCCACUUGAAAUAAAAGAUGAUGUAAAAGAAUAAUAUCUGAACUAUCAGAAAUCUAUUACCUAAGCAGCUGGCUCAGGCUAAGAAGGAGCAAAUCCAAUAGGCAGUAUAUCUUUGAAUCUAGCAAACAAUGAAGUAAUUAACACUACUACUAAAAAGCCUUAGAUCAUAGCAUAAAGUAAACAGUUUGAUGAAAAUAAUAUCCACACUUCUUCAGAGCAGAUAGGCCAUUUAUUAAUGAAAAUUCUGCAAGAAAAUGAUAAUUCAGAAAAUCCCUUUGAUGAUAGCUUCUUUAUUAAGUAGAUACUUAAAGCUCUUGGGAAUUUAGAUUGCUUUAAAUUACUACCAGAAAUAGCAGCUGAGAUAUAUAGAUAAUUUAGACUUGACUUUAUAGGAAAAUUCUCACCAUAGUAUUCAGUAACUAAAGGAUCAAUUUCUGGUUUCUUCAAACUAAAGAAGUAAAUCUAUAAAUUUAGCAAGAAUAAGGUUUAAAACAUUGAUGAUAGAAUAGAAGAUGUGAAUUGGUUUUACUAGCAGAUUUAGGCUGCGGAGAAUCAAGCUAUCAAUAAGAUGGAAAAAGAUUUGGAGUCUGUUAUUAAUGACGAUAAAUGGCCAUUUGAAGUGAGAUCAUUUGUCUCUAGGUACAUAAUAAAGCAUUGCUUCUUGUAUCAGAAUCUCAGUUUCUUGGUAAGAUUCAAUUAUUUCUAAUUCAAUUCAUUCAUAGAAAGCACUCUAUACUUAACUAAAAAGGGUAGAUUAGUUGUCUGUUACAAAUCAAUUUAAAAUGGCAAUAAAUCAUUUAAAACUUCUCUCUGA
Stylonychia lemnae is the source of this 4116-nucleotide messenger RNA. Lineage: Eukaryota; Ciliophora; Spirotrichea; Sporadotrichida; Oxytrichidae. The record is from the annotation of a GenBank genome assembly.